AUGUCUAGAGUCAGGCGACAUCAUGUGACAUCAAAUGUCAAAGGAGGGAGUGUGACCAGUUCUCCCAAGAAAGCAGGAGGUACAGAAACAGGCAUUGCAAGAGUUGUGGAGGUAGCAUUUCAAGGACUAGGAGGAGAAAAGGGGGCGCAGCAGCCCUGCCUGGCAGUGAAAGGGCCGCCCUGGAAUCUGUGGGCAGGUCCGCAGCACGUAGAGUCCAUCCCUCGUCGCUGGAGUGUGUGGGAGGCCCGGCUGGAGCACUUCACGAAGAGCUUAAAAUCGGAAUUAGAAGAAGCCUCUGAAAUAAUUAAAGCUGACUUGUUCAUUGAGAAGAUGGUGGCUUGGCGAAGGAAGGAUUUGGCUGUUUUGGAGCAGGCAUGCCCUUGGAUUUCCAUUCCAAACAUGGCUAAUCUGCUGGCUCUUGUUUUUAUCCUUUCCACAAGCAGUUCUCUUGGAGGGACUAGAAGCAUGCGUAUCUCCGUGUGGCUUGUGAAGGGUCUAGAGGCAGCGGAGAUGGAGUGGAUCCUGAGGAGGAAGACUGAUGUGACUUGCGCUCUGCUCCAAGGGCAUUCCUCGACUCCUGUGCGGCAGGAAACUGUCCCCCUAAUCCUGGCUCUUUUCUCCAAGAAGAAGCAGACCCCCUCUUCAUGUGUUGAAGACAUCGUGGCAAUAAUGAUUCCUGAACCAAAAGGGAAGGAGAUAGUAAGCCUUCUGGAAAGGAACAUCACCGUGACAAUGUACAUCACCAUUGGAACCCGGAACUUGCAGAAAUACGUGAGCCGCACUUCGGUUGUGUUUGUCUCCAUCUCCUUCAUUGUCCUGAUGAUCAUAUCCCUCGCGUGGCUGGUCUUUUAUUAUAUCCAGAGGUUUCGAUAUGCAAAUGCCAGGGACAGGAACCAGCGCCGACUGGGAGAUGCAGCAAAGAAAGCGAUCAGCAAGCUCCAGGUCAGAACCAUCAAGAAGGGCGACAAGGAAACAGAGCCCGAUUUUGAUAACUGUGCAGUUUGCAUUGAAGGGUACAAGCCCAACGACGUUGUACGGAUCUUGCCCUGCCGGCAUCUUUUCCACAAGUCCUGUGUUGACCCCUGGCUUCUAGACCAUCGCACCUGCCCCAUGUGCAAGAUGAACAUUCUUAAAGCCCUAGGGAUCCCGCCCAAUGCUGACUGCAUGGAUGACUUGCCCACUGACUUCGAGGGAUCUCUGGGAGGCCCACCCACCAACCAGAUCACGGGCGCAAGCGACACGACUGUAAACGAAAGUUCAGUCACUUUGGACCCUGCUGUCCGGACGGUGGGAGCCUUGCAGGUGGUCCCGGAUACCGAUCCUACCCCGCAGGAAGGAGAAGUCAUCUUCACUACUAACAGCGAGCAGGAGCCAGCUGUAAGCAGUGAUUCUGACAUCUCGCUGAUUAUGGCAAUGGAAGUUGGACUGUCUGAUGUAGAACUUUCCACUGACCAAGACUGCGAAGAGGUGAAGUCUUGA
Messenger RNA from Puma concolor (puma), 1479 nucleotides. Lineage: Eukaryota; Metazoa; Chordata; Mammalia; Carnivora; Felidae. The record is from RefSeq and is a predicted model, not a curated record.